Lactuca saligna is the source of this 759-nucleotide messenger RNA. The record is from the annotation of a GenBank genome assembly. Lineage: Eukaryota; Viridiplantae; Streptophyta; Magnoliopsida; Asterales; Asteraceae.
AUGGCACACCACCCACCCGGCGGCGCUGCUCUUAACUCCCGUCGCAGUCGUAGCCCACUCGGCCUAAUUCCGGCUGUUCCAUCUGUCGCAGUCACCGGAAUUCCUGUUUUGCUCGACGGAGCUUCAGAUUCUCCGAUGCAUACCAUCAACCGUCGUUCUCCAAACUUGUUCAUCCCUGAUAGCCAGAUGAUGUUCAAUAUGCUGAGUGUUUGUGAUCAUAUGAUGACAUCUACUGAAGAAUUCUUAAAUUCUAACCCUGGGUGGAUACCAAUUGUCUCACAGCUCUACGUCUCUGUUUUAUGGGUCGUUCAUAUUCUCAGAGUCUUCGCUAAAUAUGGAUAUGGAGGAGCUAUCAUCCAUAACUCAAUUUGUGAUUACUUUGUCGGAUACGAGGAGUGUAUGAUUCCGGGUCCUCUCGUUCCUUUCUUUCAAUCCAUCGCCGCCGUCAACGGCCCUUUUGACUGGAUCGGCGAUAUGCCAACAUCGCCUUUACGAAUAUCAAUUGGUCCAAAAUUAACAACGACAAUGACAAGUUUAUCGGGAUUGAAGAGAACGCCCUUUACACCGGAGAUUAUUGGAAGAUGCUUCCUCAUCGAUCAACCUGCCCUGUUUCAGCCUUUUCAGUCUCUUCUCUUUAUACUAAUUUCGUUGCUUCCAGAUAUCACGUUAACUAUCUUUAGGUCGUUAGUUUCCAGUCGUUUCGUUUCUUGUACUGAAAUCAACAUUAACAACGAAUAUGAAGCUUUUGUUGAGUUUUAA